AUGCCUCUGCCAAACAAGUUGGCUUCGUCGCCAGCCUUUCACUCUCUCGUCGGCGCCCACUCGUUCCUUCUCGGCCAGGCAGCAUGGCACUACAGGCCCUCCUUUCUCCACUCCCCACAGCAAGCCCGAUCACUGUCAGCUACACCUUUACUGUACGAGCAACAAGCGCAAAAUGCCCAGUCGUCCAAGGAGCCACCGGCCUCGUCUCCCGAAUUCCAGCGGAGCUCAAGUACCACGUCAAGCACAUCCUCAACGACACCCAAGCAAGAGCAAGCGAAGACUGCUGUGAGGAAACAGAGCGCCAGCGGAGUCGAUGGGCUAGAGCACAGUCCAAAUCAGAGCCUACCACCAGGCUGGGAAGAGCGCGCCGACUACGACAUUCAGAAAUUCUCAGAUCUGCCGCACAGGUUCUUCGGGUACAACCAGCACAUAAAGGUGAACGAGGACUUCAAAGAGUCGUUGCGGCAAGUGCUGUGGCAGUUUCGCGCACCGAUACGGUACGCCUUUGCGUACGGGUCUGGCGUGUUCGGGCAGAAGUCAUCCACUGGCAGCACUGGCAGCGAGUUCAGCCCACACCCCAAUCCCCCCAAAGCCGUCGAGGAAUGGCAGAAGGGCGGCGCGAAGAUCAUUGACUUCAUAUUCGGUGUCAGCCACACCCAGCAUUGGCAUAGCCUGAACCUCCAACAACAUCCCGAGCAUUACUCCGGGUUGAAGAACUUACCGUACAGCUCUGCCGUUGUGUCAUGGAUGCAGGACCGCUGGGGCGCAGGUCUGUACUAUAACCCUUACAUUACCGUCAAUGGAAUCAUGAUCAAGUAUGGAGUUGUGAACCUGGAUACAUUGGCUCGGGAUCUGACAGACUGGGACACAUUAUACCUCGCAGGUCGUCUGCAGAAGCCUGUCAAGAUUUUGCGAGACGAUCCUCGGAUACGUCUUUCCAACCAGGUCAAUCUAGUAUCGGCGCUACGCACCGCCCUGCUCAUGCUUCCUGAGAAGUUCUCCGAACGACAGCUGUACGAACGGAUUACGGGCUUGUCAUAUCUUGGUGACCCCCGGAUGCACUCACUUGUUGCAUCGGAGGCUCCCAGCAAAGUCUCAAACAUUGUUGGGGCGCAGCUGCCAGGUUUCCGACAACUGUAUGUUCCACUCAUCGAGAAUCUGCCGAACGUGAAUUUCACAGACCCAAGAACGCCCAAGGAGCCUGGCUGGGAGAAAGAAGAUGCCAUCAGACACACGGGCACGAUCACUAAGCUCGAGGACAAUGCCCUUGGCGGCGAGGAAGGGUUGAGCUUGUCCCAGGACCUGGAUCCCGUGAAGCGAGGUAACAUGGUUCGUCGCUUACCGAAGGCUUUCCGGAAGAAACUCUAUUACCACUACAAAGGCAAGUUCCAGAUCCCGGGUAGCGCAUUCGACAACAUCCUCGAGGAGACCAAAGAUGACGACCCACAAGGCUUCAAGCGAAGAGAAGGUAGGGACUUUGAGAGGCGCAUUUCUGAGCAGGAUGAUCUCCCGCAGGUUAUGGCGAAGUGUGUACAGGGCACUGUGAGCUGGCCUUCGACGAUGCAAACUAUCAAGGGUGCCUUCACCGCUGGUAUCACCCGAUCUGUGAAGUAUGUGUCAGAGAAGAGGAGCAAGGGACAGCAGAAGGCCAAGAGCUCUCCUGAGAAGGCUGAGGGGGCUUCCAAGCAGGAGGCGAAGGAAGCUAAGACGAAGGAAGAGGAGGUUGACAAGGAAGAGGAAAUAGGACAAGGGAAAGGCGCCUAA
This is a messenger RNA of Fulvia fulva, 1764 nucleotides long. Its product is annotated as Phosphatidate cytidylyltransferase, mitochondrial. Gene Ontology annotation, molecular function: phosphatidate cytidylyltransferase activity. The record is from RefSeq and is a predicted model, not a curated record. The transcript is spliced from 2 exons. The coding region runs from base 1 to 1764 and encodes 587 amino acids. Lineage: Eukaryota; Fungi; Ascomycota; Dothideomycetes; Mycosphaerellales; Mycosphaerellaceae. Gene Ontology annotation, cellular component: mitochondrion. Gene Ontology annotation, biological process: CDP-diacylglycerol biosynthetic process; cardiolipin biosynthetic process.